AUGGCUAAGAAGAUCUGUCGCGAUUUUGCUACAAAGGGCUCCUGUCGAUUUAAUCCUUGUCGGUUCGAACAUGACUCCCAGAGUCGCAGCAGUAGACAGCCCCAGCAGAGAAAGAAUGGCGACAGAGAUGAGUUUGCUGCAUUUGGGGGCUGGAAGGCACAAGCGUCUAGUGGCUAUCUCGGUCGUUCAAUGGGAAUACCUACACGACUGGGUCCAUUCUUCAAAGAGGCUAGAAGGCUCAUUGAUACCGAUGAGAGUACCCGCCAAAAUGUCAUCCGACAACUAUCCACCGAAGGAGGCCUGAGACCAAUCCAGGAAUUGAUCGAACGCGAAUUCUCGUCACUGUCAACUUCACAAAAGAAGGCAAUAUUUGAGGAUGGUAUGGUUGCAUUUCUGGAAAUUAUUACAUCUCCAGACGUCCUUGCAUCUUUGGUUCUGGAACAGGCUGUUGUCACUAUCUACAACUGCAUCUUUGGACCUGGAGGUCGUCGGGCAGGACCUCUUCUGGUGUUUCUGGCAGAUAUUGUUGCGAUGGAGAUCGUGGAAGAUCAAGGUUUCGCGGCUACUCAUCUUGAACUCUCUCUGCGGGCCUUUUCUCAAAUUAUCGGACUCAACUCAACCGCGUUCGUCCAAUAUUCCUUGCAGCUCCCAGCAGAACGAUUUGCAGAUCUUCUCACUACUCUUCAUGCGUUGGACGGUGAUUGCUCUCUUUAUCAAUCACUUCAAUACUUGGAGGUCAUACAGCGCCGCCUUGAUAUUGGUCUUUCUUUGCCAAAUUUGAUGCAAGGACAUAAAACCACCAUCAAACCUACCCAGGCGCCCACUGAAUUCAUCACCCAGAAGGAUCCACCUGGUGGACGCCACGACAAUGACUACGCGGACAUUUCCAGAAUUAAGAUCAUGCCAACCUUUGAGGAGAUGUCUAGUUCACGGGCAGAGUACCUUCCUGUAAAGGAUUCUCGAAAAUGGCAUCUCAAUGGAGUAGCCGGAGUGCUUGACAGAAAUUUCCGUCUUCUCAGAGAAGACACAAUCGGUCAGCUCCGAGAUGUGAUCCAUGCUGAGCUCCAGAUGGGUACGCGCCAGGGCAAUCGUAGAAGCCAAACGAGAACCCAUGUGUACAGGCAAGUCACUGUGCAAGCCCUGGACCUCCAUCGGUUCUCUGGAUUGCAGUUCCUAGUGACAUUCACCCAACCGCAAAACAUUCGUGAGUUUGAUAAGAAAAGGAAAGAAGAGUGGUGGAAACUCUCCAAACGUCUCCAGCCAAGUGCGCUUGUGUGUCUUCUUGACCCUAAGGGCUUCGCAAUCUUCUGCACGGUGGCAGGCGCGGAUCGGUCCUACGGGAAAGAAAAUUCCAAGGCAGGGAAGUGGAAGAUACCGCCGUCUCUCUCGGAGAAUUCUAAAACAGCCUCCAUCAUCCUGGAACUAGUAGAGCCCACUGCAGAGAAUUGGCAAUAUAUCUUCGAUUGCCAGGCUGCAAAGAAUGCAAGACAGCAUCUGCCAAUUUCACUUGUCGAGUUUCCGGGUAUUCUUCUACCAUCCUUCCAGCCAACACUCAUGGCUCUUCAAAAGAUGCAACAGGCUGCGGAUGUUCCUAUGUCGGAGUUUCUUGCAGCCGACAACUUGAACUCGCAGGUUAUCAUGACUGAAAUUCCACCUCCAAUCUAUGCGACCUCUCCGGGCUUCGCUUUCGACCUCAAGUGUCUCAUGAAUGACGGGUCUAGUCUUGAGGUCAAGCACUCUCAGCCUGUAGAUAUCGAAGGACUCCAGCAACACUCUACUCUUGAUGAUGCACAAGCAGUGGCCUUGGUCAGAACUUUACAGCGUCGGGUCGGGUGUAUUCAGGGUCCACCAGGCACUGGAAAGAGCUACACCGGAGUGGCACUCAUCAAGGUUCUGCUUGCGAACAAGGCUAAGGUCAGAACAGGGCUCGGACCGAUCGUUUGUGUGUGUUACACAAAUCAUGCACUUGAUCAGCUUCUUGAAGACAUUCUGGAAAACAAGAUUACCUCCCAGAUUAUUCGCAUUGGGUCUCAAUCUAAGUCGGAGAGGUUAGAGCCGUUCAAUCUCCGAACAGUUGUUCGAGAAGUUGAGAAGACACGACUGGAGAAGAAGGGUCAGUGGGAACUGCAUAACAAGUUCGAAACACAUGACGAGGACUUUCAGAAGCUUCAUCUCAACUCAUCCGGCUCUGAUGCAAGUCUCAAAUAUUAUCUGCAAUAUUUCCACCCUCAAUACCAUCGUCAGUUCUUUGAAGUGGAUGAAGAUAAAUGGAAGCGGCAAUCAAAUUUAGAUCCAAGCCAAACAAUACGGUCUUGGUUGAAAGGCGGAAAGACAAGCACGGAUCCACCACGCAGCAUAGAUCAGCUUUAUCACGUCCACGUAGACGCGAUGACUGCUCAGGAGCGCGAAACCCUGUAUGACUGGUGGGUCAAAAACCAGACAGAGGGGGUAAAUGAUCGAGCUCAGGGAAUAUUCACGGCACAUGCUGAUACUAAGGCUUCGUGGGAUCAAAUCAGAGAUGAACUGGAUUUGCGAUGCCUCCGCGGUGCAGAUGUUAUUGGCAUAACCACAACAGGGUUAGCUCGUAACUUGAACAUGCUUCGUCGACUGAAGUCAAAGGUUCUAAUUUGCGAGGAGGCUGGUGAGGUGAUGGAAGCUCAUAUGUUGACAUCUUUGCUUCCAUCGGUGGAACACCUCAUACUAAUUGGUGACCAUCAACAACUCCGGCCCCAGAUUCAGAACUAUGAACUUUCUCGGGAAAGUCACGAAGGAAAACAGUAUGCACUAGAUCGAUCACUCUUUGAAAGACUUGUUGAGCCCGAUGAGGAAGCUGGGGUUCAGAUUCCGUUUUGCACUCUGGAAACUCAACGACGAAUGGAUCCCUCGAUAUCUCGUCUCAUUCGUGAGACUUUGUACCCAAAGCUACAAGAUUCUCUGUCAGUCAUGCAAUACCCAGAUGUUGUGGGAAUGCGGAAAAGACUGUUCUGGUUUGAUCACCGUCAUCCAGAGGCUGGUGCCAUGAGUCAUGACCCAACGGCUACUUCGCACUGGAAUGACCACGAAAUCGAUAUGACGGUUGCCCUGGUUGAUCAUCUUCUCAAGCAAGGAGUCUAUCAGAGCGGAGACAUUGCCGUGCUCACACCCUACCUUGGCCAGCUGCAUCGUAUGCGGCGAAAGCUAGCACAGUCAUACACUAUCACCCUUGGUGAAAGGGAUCAGGAGGACUUGGACAAUGCAGGCUUCACAUCAGAACACGAACAGCAAAAGGCAAUUGUAACUAAAUCAACUCUCCUUCAGACUCUCAGAGUUGCAACCGUCGACAACUUCCAAGGCGAAGAGGCAAAGGUCGUGGUUAUUUCUCUCGUGAGAAGUAACAACCAGAACCGGUGUGGGUUCCUCCGAACUCCAAACCGAAUCAAUGUCCUCUUGUCUCGCGCUAAGCAUGGUAUGUAUAUCAUUGGCAAUUCGGAGACCUCGAAAAAUGUUCAGAUGUGGGGAAAGGUACUUGAUAUGCUGGAACAAGAUGGGAAUCUCGGUCCCCACUUGGAACUGACUUGUCCUCGUCAUCCCGAUACACCCAUUGAAGUGACAGAGCCAGAGCAUUUUCAACAAUUCUCUCCAGAGGGCGGCUGUAGCCUACAAUGUGGGAAGCGUCUUCAAUGUGGACAUCCUUGCAAGCAGAAGUGUCAUUCCGAGAUGCUGCACAAGACUGCCUAUUGCCCGGAACCUUGUCCUCGCCCUCGGAAGGGUUGUACACAUCCCUGCCCGAAGUUCUGCGGAGACAAGUGCCCCACAAAAUGUAUCGUUCCUGUUGUGGACUUACAGCGGGUUCUUUCUUGUGGUCAUCCAAUGGUUACACUUCCAUGUUGGCAGGCACAAGAUCUUACCACAGUCAAGUGUCAGAUCGUUGUUGAAAAGCAAGUUCCACAUUGUGAACACACUGUCAAGACUGCAUGUCAUGUCGAUGUGAAUGAUGAUGGCUACAUUCGGUGGUCGACCAUAUUAGAUGCACGCAAAAGUGCGGAAGGGGGUACUCUACGUGUUCUCAUGCUUGUUUGGCCGAAUGCCAUGAGGAGGCGGCAUGUCCUCCAUGUACUUCACCAUGCGAUGUUCAAUGUGGACAUUCCCGAUGUCCUCAAAAAUGCUCGGAGCCAUGCCCACCCUGUGCGGUCGAGAAGUGCCUCUCUUCGUGUCCUCACAGUAGUUGCUCGAUGCCCUGUGCCGCACCCUGUGAUCACGUACCGUGUUCCUUGCGCUGCGAAAAGCUUCUUCCGUGUGGCCAUCAAUGCCCUUCAGUGUGUGGUGAAACCUGUCCCUCUGAGACGCACUGUCAGACCUGCGGAUCUUCCGAAAUCAAAGAGACCAUAG
Molecule: messenger RNA, 4368 nt
Organism: Penicillium malachiteum
Lineage: Eukaryota; Fungi; Ascomycota; Eurotiomycetes; Eurotiales; Aspergillaceae
Exons: 3
Coding region: 1-4368 (1455 amino acids)
Biological process (GO): regulatory ncRNA-mediated heterochromatin formation
Cellular component (GO): nuclear RNA-directed RNA polymerase complex
Molecular function (GO): metal ion binding; helicase activity
Source: RefSeq, a predicted model, not a curated record